CCAGAAAAACAAGAGAAGAUCAAAGAUUAACCAAAUAUGGCAAGCAAUGACUUUUUCCUUCUCAGUGUCAUUGCUCUUGUCUUUGUGAUUAGCAAAUCCAACGUUAAUUGCACACAAAGUGUUGAAGUUAAUCCCAUUCUUGACUUUGCUACAUUGAAUCGCCACAGUUUCCCUCCAGGCUUUAUCUUUGGUGCCGGAUCCUCAUCGUACCAGUUCGAAGGUGCGGCAACGGAAGGUGGUAGAGGACCAAGUAUAUGGGAUACCUUCACCCAUGAACAUCCAGAAAACAUAGAAGACGGAAGCAAUGGAGACGUGGCCAUUGAUACAUAUCACCGUUACAAGGAAGAUGUUGGGAUUAUGAAGGAUAUGAACUUGGAUUCGUACAGAUUCUCCAUUUCUUGGUCAAGAAUAUUACCAAAAGGAAAACUAAGUGGAGGUAUAAAUCAAGAUGCAAUCAACUAUUACAACAACCUUAUCAACGAGCUAGUAGCAAAUGAUAUACAACCAUUAGUAACCCUUUUUCAUUGGGAUCUUCCACAAUCCUUAGAAGAUGAAUAUGGUGGUUUCUUAAGUCCUCGAAUAAUAAAAGAUUUUCAAGACUAUGCAGAACUUUGCUUCAAAGAGUUCGGUGAUAGGGUUAAGUAUUGGGUUACUUUAAAUGAACCAUGGAGUUAUAGCAAGAAUGGCUAUGCAACCGGACAAAUGGCACCUGGACGAUGUUCUGCUUGGUUAAAUUCAAAUUGUACUGGUGGUGAUUCUGGGACAGAACCAUACAUAGUUACUCACCACCAACUUCUUGCUCAUGCAGCAGCUGUUCAUGUGUACAAGACUAAGUAUCAAGUAUCACAAAAGGGUUUGAUAGGCAUAACUUUGGUAGCUAAUUGGUUUUUGCCACACUCAGAUACCAAAUAUGAUCAAAAGGCUGCUGAAAGAGCAAUUGAUUUCAUGUAUGGAUGGUUUAUGGAUCCGUUGACAUUAGGAGAGUACCCCAAAAGCAUGCGAUCUUUCGUGAGAACACGAUUACCAAAAUUCACUACAGAGCAAUCUAGACUACUCAAGGGUUCAUUUGAUUUUAUUGGCCUAAAUUAUUACUCCACAACUUACGCUUCUGAUGCACCUCAUUUAAGUAAUGCUAGACCUAGUUACUUGACUGAUUCUUUGGUCAAUCCUGCAUUUGAGCGUGAUGGAAAACCCAUUGGUAUAAAUAUUGCUUCUGAUUGGAUAUAUGUUUAUCCAAAAGGAAUUCGUGACCUUUUGCUAUAUACCAAGGAAAAGUACAAUAACCCUUUGAUUUACAUCACUGAAAAUGGUAUAAAUGAAUUCAAUGACCCCACAUUAUCAGUGGAAGAAUCUCUAAUGGAUACAUUUCGAAUUGAUUAUCAUUACCGUCAUCUCUUUUAUCUUCGAUCUGCAAUUAGGCAAGGAGUGAAUGUGAAGGGAUAUUAUGUAUGGUCAUUGUUCGAUAAUUUUGAAUGGUCUUCCGGUUAUACAAAACGAUUUGGAAUGACCUUUGUAGAUUAUAAAAAUGAGUUGAAAAGAUAUAAGAAAUUGUCUGCAUUAUGGUUCAAAGGUUUUCUCAUAAAAGAUACUAGACUUUAUGGUUAUAGUAAAUAGUAUUAUUAUGAGAUUAUUUUUUUUUUAAGAUUUUUUUUUCAUAAUUUAUUAUUUUGUUCUAAAGAAGUACCAUUAGAUUCGAAAGUAAAUGGAAAAUCGACAUGUAUAUUUUUAUUGUUCCAAUAUGAAAGAAGGAAAAUUAUAAUUAUUAUGAUAAAUAUAUUGAUUAUAAUUUGUUCAUUUAUAGUU
Molecule: messenger RNA, 1803 nt
Organism: Cajanus cajan (pigeon pea)
Lineage: Eukaryota; Viridiplantae; Streptophyta; Magnoliopsida; Fabales; Fabaceae
Product: cyanogenic beta-glucosidase
Biological process (GO): carbohydrate metabolic process
Molecular function (GO): beta-glucosidase activity
Source: RefSeq, a predicted model, not a curated record